Molecule: messenger RNA, 2202 nt
Organism: Symbiodinium sp. CCMP2592
Lineage: Eukaryota; Dinophyceae; Suessiales; Symbiodiniaceae
Source: the annotation of a GenBank genome assembly
AUGAAUCUCGAGAGUGCAAAAAGUGCCCCGAAAAGACACGCUGGCCCUGCGGGCUCUGCGGGCUCUGCGGGCUCGGCGCUUGGAUGCUUCGGGAAGCCGCCCCAGCGACCGAAGCGACCGCAGUCCGCAGUCGGCUCUGCAGUCGGCUCCCUCGCCUCCCGAUUGCUGCUUCUACCACAGGUUUCCAACCUGGAUGCUCGGACACGAGGAGUUCGUGUAGAGGCCGUCGGCCUGAACUUUUUUGAUCUUGUGCAAGUCCUUGGGGCAAUGCCUUCCUUCGUCGCAGGGCAGUUUGCCAGAGGCCACCAGCACUCUGUUGGCAUCGGAUGCGACUUCGCGGGUGCUUUGCGUGCUGGGGAUCAGGUUUUCGGUUUGGCAGGGAGUCCCGGAACUCUGGCGCAGCUUCUGCCAAACAUUCCAACAUCGGCGCUCCGGCCGAAGGGUGUAUCCUCUGAGGAGGCAGCGGCACUGCCAGCAGUUUUCCUCACGGCUAAAGCAGCACUCAACUGGGCGCGUCUUUGUUGUGGCGAGCGCCUGCUCUUGCACGCGGCUUCCGGCGGCGCCGGGCUGGCAUUGCUGGCCGCAGCUCGGCGACGUGGCCUUGGAGCGGGUAUCCUGGCAACGGCUGGCAGUUCCAAGAAACAGUGCUUGCUUCGUCUACGUGGCAUCUGCCAUGUCACGUCUUCGCGGGAGUCUAGGGCCAGCUCAGCAGAUCUGAGAUGGGCCAUGGGGGAAUUUGAUGGAGUCACUCUCGUUGUGAAUUGCCUGACCCACGACGACUACGUGCCCAGAGGAUUGUCCCUGACCGCGCCGGGUGGGCGCUUCCUGGAGCUAAGCAAAGCCUGGUCAACGCAGGCAGUUUCUGCCUUCCGGCCCGACUUGCUCUCGGCGGUGCUCCUCAUCGACCGGCGGGCUGCGGAGGCGCCUGUCACUCUUCUUGCAGAUCUUCGAGCUGUCGCCCACGGCAUUUCCGCAGGCGAGCUGCGCAUGCCGCCCAUCAAGACUUACAGCUUUCCGGACCAGGUGGGUGCCGCUUUCCAGGUCCUCAAGCAAGCCAAGCAUGUCGGUACCAGAGAUGCAGCUGCACUCGGCGCAAUGCCCCGCAGCGUCGCUGGCAGGCAUGCAGCAGAACUUCUUAAGCACCGGAUGCUGCCUGCUGAAGUCAUCAAGGUUGAGGUAGGAGUGGUAGUCGCUGUCCCACCGCCCAUGUCAAAUGGAUUGCACAGCCACAGGAUCGGAGGGGAAGGGGGGCUGGACUAUCUGAUCGGGGCCAGUGCCCAUCUGUUGGUCUGGGGUGGUCUACAGUUGGGUGCACUGAGCCCCGUCCUGACGCUCUGUCUCUGGAGGCUUGACUGGAGGGCAGGCUUAUGCUUUCUGGCCCUGGCGCUCUUCACGGUCCUCUGUCCUGCACGACACUCCAAGCACUUCUGCCGCUUCUACCUUAAGGCAGCAUCGACGGUGGGCGGAGCCACAGCCUGGGUUCCGGAGGAGAUCAUGCAGCUCUUAGAAACCCGUGGCUAUUUGGUGUGCUUCCACCCGCACGGCGUGCUACCCCUGGGAUUUAGUUUCAACGCGGCUCUCCGUGUCAAGGCGCAACAGCCGGAGAUUUACCUGCCGGAGUCCUUCCAUUUCCCGGAGGACUGCGAUGGGGUGCAAGCGCCUGUGCUUUGGCGCCUUCCUUUCUUCGCACCUAUGCUGCGGAUGUGGGACUGCUGCACACCAGCGACGAAGGAGAACAUGAAAAAGUUGCUGGCAGCCAGGAAAGCCUUUGGCAUCAUUCCUGGGGGAAGCGAGGACGUCGCCAUCCACGAGCAUGGAAAGGAAAAUGUUUACAUCAACUCUCGGUAUGGCUUCAUCAAGUAUUCCUUGCAACAUGGAUAUUGCCUGGUUAUUGCUUAUACGUUUGGAGAGACCGACCAGUACCACAGCCUCACCUGGCUGAGGCCCUUGAAUUUGUGGCUGGUGAAGACCUUUGGCUUCGUGGUUCCGGUUUUCUGGGGCAAAACCUUCUGUCCACUGCUGCCUCGCGGUGGCGGUUUAAAUACCGUCUACGGCAGAGCAUUACACUUGCCAACGAUCCCAGAUCCAACACUUGAAGACCUCGUCCACUGGCAUGGGGUGUACGUGGAGGCACUGGUCGCGCUUUUCGAUGAAUACAAGAGCCGGUUCGGAUAUGGUGAUCGAGAGUUAAGAUGUUUCUGA